Cercospora beticola is the source of this 1449-nucleotide messenger RNA. Its product is annotated as cytochrome P450. Lineage: Eukaryota; Fungi; Ascomycota; Dothideomycetes; Mycosphaerellales; Mycosphaerellaceae. Gene Ontology annotation, molecular function: heme binding; oxidoreductase activity, acting on paired donors, with incorporation or reduction of molecular oxygen; iron ion binding. The record is from RefSeq and is a predicted model, not a curated record.
AUGUUCUACCGACUCUACUUCCAUCCUUUGGCAGGUUUCCCAGGGCCCAGGAUCGCUGCCUUCACAAGAGCCUACGAGUUCUAUUACGAUGUCUUCCUGUCUGGCGAUUACACGUUCGCAAUCAAAGAGAUGCACCAACGCUACGGACCAAUCAUUCGCAUCUCACCACACGAGCUCCAUAUCCACGAUCCGGACUUUGAAGACGAACUUUACACUGGUGCUUCUAAACCGAGGGAAAAGUAUCCCUGGGCUCUGGGGAUGUUCGGAACCAGCAGUGGCUUCAUUGUGGCCAAAGAGCAUGAUUUACAUCGCAAACGCAGGGCGCCAGUGAAUUCGUUCUUCUCCAAGAAAGCCGUUACAGAGCUGUCGCCUCUUAUUCAAGGGCACAUUCAAAACUUCUGUCGACGUGUGAAAGAGUCCCAAGGAACAGGGAAAUCGCUACGCCUCGACCACGCCUACACAGCCUUGACUAUGGACAUCAUUAGCGACUACUCAUACGGCAACUCAUACGAGGCACUGAACACCCCAGACAUGAUGGCCGGGUGGGUUUCUGCAAUAUCUCGAGGCGCCGAAACGCUUCACAUCAACAAGUUCUUUCCUUGGUUCAUCUAUACGAUGAAAGCACUUCCUGCGUGGCUAGUUGUCAAACUGAACCCGUCUUUCGGAGGCAUAAUUCAAAUGCAAGAAAAACAAGCCGAAGACGUUGACGAGGUCAUCAAAAGCCAUGGACAACUGAAGAAGAAUGGUCGACGAACGAUAUUCCACGAGCUUUGGGACAGUCCCGAACUACUGGAGAAGGAUCACAAUCGCCAGCACAUGCUCAACGAAGCACAGACUUUCAUCGGAGCUGGAACUUUCACCACGUCUUCUCAUCUCACCAAUACCACUUUUCAUCUACUCGACAACCCUGCCUGUCUGCAGAGACUGCAAGCUGAACUCCGAGAUACCAUCACUGACGCCAGCAUCUUGCCACCUUUAUCUUCACUCGAGAAGCUGCCAUACCUUACCGCUGUUAUCCAAGAAGGCCACCGUCUCGCCGUUGGAGUCGGACAUCGCCUUGCCCGGAUCUCUCCUGUCCGUCCAAUCCAAUACAAAGACUGGACGAUUCCUCCUGGGGUUCCGGUUGGCAUGUCGAAUUGGAUCACAGCUUUCGAUCCGGCCCUGUUUCCCGAUCCUCACACUUUCCGACCCGAGCGCUUCUUACACGAUACUGAAGGCAGUGAUCGCGCAAGAAAACUGUUCAGCCCGUACAGUAAGGGAACGAGAAGUUGUCUAGGGAUGAACCUGGCCCAGGCGGAAUUGUACAUGACUCUUGCAACAGUCUUUGGGAGCGAGAACUUCGACUUCAAGCUAUGGAAGACUGUGAACGAGGAUGUGGAGCCUUGGAGGGACUACUUCUCGCCAUGGCCAAGGAAUGAUGCGAGAGGGUUGAGGGUCUUGGUGGAGUGA